UAUUUUCGUGAUUUGACCGGUUUUCAUCUUCAUAAUAUCAUCUACUUUUCUUUUUGAUUACCAAUGCGUUCAAAUCAUACCCUUUUUACAAUACUAUUUACACUCUGUUGGGCAUUUGUAGCAACUGUCUCGGCUAAGAAAGCGAAGAAAUCGACUACAGAAAAUAUUUAUGGCAAGCAUAGAUUAAUCACUUACAUUGUUGAUUGGGAAGUGCCAAAAGAUAUCAGUUGGGAUAAAUUUGAUCAUGUCGCCUACGCUUUCGCUGAACCUGAUAAAGAUGGCAAGCUCCAAUCUUUUACGUCAAGCAAUUUGAAGUCUGUUGUUAGCAAAGCUCAUGAUAAUAAAAUCGGUGUCAGUAUUAGCGUUGGCGGCUGGAGCGGUUCUAGGUAUUUCAGUUCAUUGGUUGCUUCUGAUUCUAAACGCAAGACUCUAGUGAACAAUAUUGUUUCCAUGGUCGAUGAGUAUGGUUUGGAUGGUGUCAAUUUAGAUUGGGAAUAUCCGAACAAUCCUGAUGGCUUAUCAUGUAACGAAAGAAAUGCUAAGGAUACUGCCAAUUAUUUGCAAAUGGUCAAGGACUUGCGUAAAUCCCUCAAUACCAAAUUUCCCAAGGUACACAAGUUGAUUACUAUUGCUGUCGGUACCUCACCUUUUAAUGAUGAAAAUGAAAAGCCUAUAAAAUCUCUCGACAAUGAAUGGGCCACUCAAGUUGACUCUUACUAUCUUAUGACUUAUGAUAUUAGCGGCGACUGGAACGAAUACACUGGACCUAAUUCACCUCUCAAGCCUGGUAAAUGGGAUUCAAGUGUUCAACAAGCUGUUCAAGCUUGGAACGAAGCCGGUAUUCCGAAGGAUCAACUCGUUGUUGGUGUCCCUUUCUAUGGCACUGCUAUGAAGACAAGCCAGCCCGUGACUGGUUCUUCCAUUACUGUCAAAUUGGCCAAGAAGAGCAGCAUCAAGGGCGACAAAUAUGACGAACGAUCCGCUGAUGAAUGUACUGGUGCGACUGUUUCUUCCUCAGGUAGCUACCAAUGGCGUUCCAUCAAAGACGCUGGUAUAAUGAAGAACGAGAAUGGUUGGAAGGUCUUCUGGGACAAAACCUCUGUUACCCCUUAUGCUUACCAUGCUAAGGACAAAAAGUUCCUCACUUUUGACAAUGCUAAAUCCAUCAAGAAGAAGGCUGACUACGUUGUCGAUCAACACCUCGGUGGCGCCAUGAUCUGGUCUUUGGAAAUGGAUGAUUCCAAGAAUACUCUCCUUUCUUCACUCCAAACUGUUAGAAACUAAGAUAUACACACCAUGAAGCUAUUCAUACCUUUGUUUUUUAACCGAUGAUUCCCCCUCAGCUUUCUGUAAAAUAUAUACAUUUCCCGUUUAUAUAUCUCUUAUAUACAUAUAUUACACCAUCUUAUAAAGAUAUUCACUGUUAUCAACAUCUAUAUAAUAAAUAUCCAC
Molecule: messenger RNA, 1452 nt
Organism: Mycotypha africana
Lineage: Eukaryota; Fungi; Mucoromycota; Mucoromycetes; Mucorales; Mycotyphaceae
Product: glycoside hydrolase
Exons: 6
Coding region: 64-1284 (406 amino acids)
Biological process (GO): carbohydrate metabolic process; chitin catabolic process
Cellular component (GO): extracellular region
Molecular function (GO): chitinase activity; chitin binding
Source: RefSeq, a predicted model, not a curated record